Molecule: messenger RNA, 1539 nt
Organism: Rangifer tarandus platyrhynchus (Svalbard reindeer)
Lineage: Eukaryota; Metazoa; Chordata; Mammalia; Artiodactyla; Cervidae
Source: the annotation of a GenBank genome assembly
AUGGUGGGUGCAAAAGCGGUCACAAGUCCCAACACCUCCCUCCGCCUGGCACCGCAACGCAGGGGAGUCAACAGUGUCAUAGUGAGUCCUCCCUUCUACCAGGUGUCCUGCUGCGGGCCUGCUCCCUGUACCUGCUGCUGCCCUUCUAGGUGGCCCGCUCUCACAGAGUCUCCCUGCAGCCGCCUGUUCUACAUCCUCCUCCAUGUGGGCACCUCAGCAGUCUGCUGCCUCCUGCUGUCAAGGACAGUGAUGGAAAGAGUCUGGGGCAAGGCACAUGGGAUCCAGAUGCCCUCAGGGCUGUGUGCCCAUCUGUUUGGCCUCUCUCACUGCCCAGUGCUUAGCGGCUCUGGGGCUGUAUACCGAGUAUGUGCAGGAACUGCCACCUUCCACCUGCUGCAGGCUGUGCUGCUGAUCGACCUCCACUCCCGCACGAGCCUAAGAGCACAGCUACACAAUAGUUUCUGGCUCCUCAAGCUGCUAUUCCUGCUAGGUCUCUGUGCUGUUGCCUUCUGCAUCCCUGAUGAUCAUCUCUUUCCAGCCUGGCAUUACAUUGGCAUAUGUGGCGGCUUCACAUUCAUCCUGCUGCAGCUGGUGCUUAUUACUGCCUUUGCUCAUUCCUGGAACAAGAACUGGCAAACAGGUGCAGCCCAAGACUGUCGCUGGCUCCUCGCUGUGCUGCUGACCACCCUAGGAUUCUACAGCAUGGCAGGUGCAGCAGCCGUGCUCCUGUUCCAACACUACACGCACCCAGCUGGCUGCCUGCUCAACAAGAUGCUGCUUAGUCUGCACCUUUGUUUCUGUGGCCUCCUCUCCUUCCUCUCCAUCGCUCCCUGCAUCCGCCUCAAGCAACCUCGCUCUGGCCUUCUACAAGCCUCUAUCAUCAGCUGCUAUAUCAUGUACCUGACAUUCUCUGCGCUGUCCAGCCGUCCUCCAGAGAGUGUAAUCCUUCAAGGACAGAAUCACACUCUGUGCCUGCCUGGCCUGAGUAAAAUGGAAUCCCACACACCAGAUACUUCUCUGGCAAUGAUGAGUGCUGGCAUCAUGUAUGCUUGCGUGCUUUUUGCUUGCAACGAGGCUUCUUACCUGGCUGAGGUAUUUGGGCCCUUGUGGAUUGUCAAGGUUUACAGCUAUGAGUUCCAGAAGCCCUCGCUCUGUUUCUGCUGCCCUGAAACAGUGGAGCCAGAGGAAGGGCCAAGCAGUGUGGCUGCCAGGCCAGCUGACCAAGAGACCUCUCCAGCUCCUCCAGUGCAAGUCCAGCAGCUUUCCUAUAGCUAUUCUGCCUUCCACUUCGUCUUCUUCCUUGCAUCACUUUAUGUCAUGGUUACCCUCACCAACUGGUUCAGCUAUGAGGGAGCAGAGCUGGAAAAGACCUUCACCACAGGUAGCUGGGCUACCUUCUGGGUCAAGGUUGCCUCAUGCUGGGCCUGUGUACUCCUCUAUCUGGGGCUGCUACUAGCACCAUUCUGUUGGUCCCCAACCCCAGACCCCCAGCAUCCUAUCUUCAGGCGACACUGUCAUCGUGUCAGUAUUGCCAAAUGA